AUGGCUGGUUUGGAAUAUGAUUGCUCUUACCCAGAUGCAGAUGUACAUCAUAUAAUUUUAGAUUGGAUGGAUAAUAACAUGGAUCUUAAUUUCAUUAGAUGUGUGUGUAUCAUUUGGAAUCUGUGGAAAACUAGAAAUGAUAUAAUUUUCUCUAGAGGGAACUUUGCAACUACAAAAAUUAUCAAGAAGGCUACACAGGAUUUUGAACUUUGCAUGGAGAACUAUUUAGGUACUCGUAUUUCUCAAUCUUCAUCUCAGCAAUGGUCACCACCAGCUCCUCAGUAUGUAAAAAUUAAUGUGGAUGCAGAUUUUAUUCCUAACAAUGGUGCUGCAGGAGCAGUGGCUCGUGAUCAGAAUGGUAAUUUUCUAGGUUGUACUUCAACAACAUUUAUGGUAACUUCUUCAUUAUUGGCAGAAGCAAUGGCUUGCAACUUGGGAAUACAGUUGGGUCUCAGAUUCAAUUUUAGUAAAAUAGAGAUUGAAGGGGAUGCCGCUAAUGUUACUGAGGCAGUUCUGGGUGAAGUAAGAAACAUCCCUUGGAGCAUUCGUUCUAAAAUUUUAAAAAUCAAGGAUGUUGUACACUCCUUUGAGGAUGUAAAGUUUCAACAUGUACCUAAAGAUGUCAAUUUCUUGGCUCACUCUUUAUGCCAAUAUGCGAUGCAUAACAAUGUAAAUAUUUGGUGGAAUGCAAAUUCUCCACCCUCUUGUAUUUCUUCAAACCUCAAUUAA
Messenger RNA from Papaver somniferum (opium poppy), 729 nucleotides. RefSeq lists its product as uncharacterized. Gene Ontology annotation, molecular function: nucleic acid binding; RNA-DNA hybrid ribonuclease activity. Lineage: Eukaryota; Viridiplantae; Streptophyta; Magnoliopsida; Ranunculales; Papaveraceae. The record is from RefSeq and is a predicted model, not a curated record. The coding region runs from base 1 to 729 and encodes 242 amino acids. The transcript has a single exon.